AAGAGUUAGAGUCUGACUUUCUCCCUAUAUUGUUCUGUUAACAGACUAACUGACUUUUCGUCAAAUUUGCAUUUAAUUUUUAAGAAUGCUUUAAAAAAAGAAACGAUUUUUUUCGGUAUAUUUUAAAUCGAAGAUACAAGCAUCGUUUCUAUCUAAUUAUCGGGUGUCUAAUAUAUCAUGUCAAGGAUACUAGUAAAGGAAGUAGUUCGGGGGCUCGGUGCAGUUUAUUCUAAUGCAUACAGACCCAAUCUACCAUCUCAUAAAAGACUUGUAGCUUCAUAUGAGCCAAGUCAAGCCGUUUUACGGAAGUCAACAAGUCGAUUGAUGCAAGUUGGAUAUACGCCAGACAAAGCGAAGGCAUUUACAAACUUAAUGCAAAGGAUUACUGCGGAAGCACUUACGGAGUUGGAGAAAAACAUAGGGUUGAAGGCGAAGCAAGAUUCUGUGUCAUUCCAGCAGAAAAAGACAUUUAUCCAAAUCCGAAAUUAUCUAGAGACGAUUGAAGAACAGGAAUUCGAUAAAAUUAGACAAAGCUCACAGUCACUCGUUCAGGAAGUUGAAAAAAUGAAAUCGUCUGUUCGAGACGAUGUCAAGUCAUCGCUUGCAGAAGUUCGAUUAGCACUUAACUUGGAGAAAGGACGUAUGAAAGAUGCGGGACUUCGAAAGAACAACUCUGUUCAAGAUACCGAGGAAAAGAUCAUCAAGGAAGUAGAACUUCUAGCUGAUGAAAUUAAGAGCAUGAAGAUCCAAACGAACCAAUGGUUUAUGGGGUUCCUCGGAAUUCUUUCAUCUGUCUUGAUCUUUAUUUUAUUUUACUUUUAGUUAAAAGAACUUCACGACUAGCGCACUAAUGAGAUUUAUUGAUGUACUCUAAUA
Messenger RNA from Schizosaccharomyces octosporus yFS286, 876 nucleotides. Its product is annotated as DUF1640 family protein. The coding region runs from base 178 to 822 and encodes 214 amino acids. The transcript is spliced from 2 exons. The record is from RefSeq and is a predicted model, not a curated record. Gene Ontology annotation, cellular component: mitochondrion. Lineage: Eukaryota; Fungi; Ascomycota; Schizosaccharomycetes; Schizosaccharomycetales; Schizosaccharomycetaceae.